Ricinus communis (castor bean) is the source of this 814-nucleotide messenger RNA. Its product is annotated as transcription factor WER. The transcript has 3 exons. Bases 109 to 765 code for a protein of 218 amino acids. NCBI's taxonomy places the organism in Eukaryota, Viridiplantae, Streptophyta, Magnoliopsida, Malpighiales, Euphorbiaceae. The record is from RefSeq and is a predicted model, not a curated record.
UCUCUCUCUCUCUCUCUCUCUCUCUCUCUCUCUCUCUCUCUCUCUCUAUCAUUUGUUUGGUCUACCAAAAAGUGCUAUACUGCAUAUAUAUUAUACUUACCAAGAAAAAUGGAAGGAGGAGAGAGUAGUAACAAUCAAUAUAAAAAAGGGCUGUGGACACUGGAAGAGGACAAGAUUCUGGUGGAUUACAUAAGAGUUCAUGGCAAAGGGAAGUGGAAUCGCGUGCCAAAAGUGACAGGACUGAGGAGAUGUGGCAAAAGCUGCAGAUUGAGAUGGGUGAACUAUCUAAGUCCUAGUAUUAAGCAUGACAAUUUCUCCGAGCAAGAAGAAGACCUUAUCAUUCGUCUUCAUAAUCUGCUCGGCAAUAGGUGGUCAUUAAUUGCGGGUCGGGUUCCAGGAAGAACAGACAAUCAAGUGAAGAACUAUUGGAACACUUAUUUGAGCAAAAGACUUGGGUUCAAGAAAGUAAAGUGCAAAGUUAGUGCUCCUACCUCAAGCCUCUCGAGAGAAUUGAGUGGUUCGGAUAGGGCGUCAAGUUUGGAUCAUUAUGAGCCAACCCUUGGUUGUAAUGAUGGGAGGACAAGCCACAAUGCUGCCGACGCUGGCUCUGAGACUAUAAUGGAGCCUACUGACGCGCAAGAGAUGUCAGUAACUGAUUGGGACGAGAAUUAUUUCUUGUUCUUAAAUGAUUAUCCAUAUUUUCGUAGCCCUAGUUUAAUGGAAGUCCCAUAUGAGUCUUUCGAUGUUGUUUGGCGUGAUUUUUAAAUUCUUGUUCUACAUCUCUAAAACACAUAAAUAAACGGUUCUUUUUAUU